AAAGUGAUACAAAUAUGAAACCAUCGUUUUAGGCGAUGAUCCUUUCUGUGAAAAUGGCGCCUUAGAAGAGUACACCAUCGAAUAUGAUAUUCUUGCGGUACUGCGAGCUUCAAGAGGAAAUUUAGAAAAUGGUUUGCAACCUAAUGGUCCCGGUGGAGAUAAUUUGCCAGCGGCAUUGGACAUGCAAGCUCUGCAAUGGAGCUGCGAUCUGGAGGCGGAAGCUAUAGCAGGUUUAGGUGGAACGUGCCCAGAAACAGUUGAUGACCUUGUUUCUCGUCCAACAGAUAAAGCAGAAAUAUUCUAUCAGUAUGUUUGUUUACCGAACUACUUCUAG
This is a messenger RNA of Strongylus vulgaris, 334 nucleotides long. NCBI's taxonomy places the organism in Eukaryota, Metazoa, Nematoda, Chromadorea, Rhabditida, Strongylidae. The record is from the annotation of a GenBank genome assembly.